CAGUUUGGUUCACGCUAAGCUUGCAUAAAGUUGAUUUAUCCCUUAGUGAUAGAUUUUAGAGCCUUUCAAUGCGCCUAAGAACACUAGAGGUACAUUGUCAAAUCGAAUGGGUCUGGAGGAAAUUGGAUCUGUAAUGUAUUUGAUGCGAUGGUUACGUUCUCAUAAAAAUGCUAUAAAAGAUCACAAAGAUAAUGUACAAGGAAUCUGCAUGUGUUUUCUGGAGAUGGUCACCCUUCAUACCCCAGCUCCUGGAUGUCAUCCAGUUUAAGACCCAGGGAACAGAAAACAUUUAAAAACUAAGGAUGGUACUACCUGAACUUGUACAGCAAAAAUACACUGUUUUUGAGAGGUUUUACUAUUUUGUGUGCUCUGAACAAGACCAUGGUGUGUAUACCUGUCUUCCAGUGGAGUUAAUUUCUCCAUCCCCCAGAUGGUAAUAUCGUUCACUCGUCACCUGGCUUUCCCCAUCCUUGGGGUUAUGUAGGGUGCUUCUUAUCCCUUCUCUGUUCUGGUGGGAUCCACCUCGCACUGCUUUUGAGCAGAGUUGUAGUUUGUUCUACCAAAGAUAGAAGACCCGGCCCUGUUCACCUGGACUCCGUUAUGUAUUGUUCCCUUACUCAAGGACUUUGUUCAAGAUUGGAUGCUAUAAUAUUCCAGACAAUUUUGUCUGCUACUGUGCUUUUUUUGUGUGCAUUGGGGAUGUGGCAUUGUCCCAGCACAUUUGUUGUAUUCGCCACAUCUCUGUUGGCAUUAUAACAGCAUCUCAUGACUAGCUUUGAAGGAAAAUAUACAAUUUAAAUAGUAUAUUGUAUUGUGAACUGAUUUCUCUGCACUUCUAUAUUAUUGCUGGGUGGUGGAAAAGACUGCUUCUAUGUGGCCGUGGUGUGUCGGAAGUAAGUGACGUAUUCGGAAAAUAUGCUCUCGCGAGACCGUUGUACAGACGUGGGAUUUUGAUAUCAAGGGUUGAGCCCGUGGGGUAUAAAAGGAAUUCCUGAAUAUGAGUGAUGACAAACCUUUCUUAUGUACUGCUCCUGGGUGUGGUCAGCGAUUUACAAACGAAGACCACUUGGCUGUCCACAAACACAAACAUGAGAUGACACUCAAGUUUGGUCCAGCAAGGGACAACAGUGUCAUCGUUGCUGACCAAACACCAACACCUACACGCUUUCUGAAGAACUGUGAGGAAGUGGGACUCUUCAAUGAGCUUACCAGUCCAUUUGAGCAUGACUUCAAAAAAGCUGCUGAGGAUGACCUCAAAAAGAUGCCCUUGGAUCUGUCGCCUCUUGCCACACCAAUGAUCAUACAAAAUAAAAUUGAGGACCACUCAGUUGUGGAGGCACAUCGGGGCAGCCCUCUGCCCCAUCCGGAAUCUACAACAAGUGACGACAAGGAGGUAUCUUUGCAGCCGACCUCACUGCCAACCUCUACUAUAGUCCAUCCUGCAUCCCUCCAAGUCCCAAAUGUACUCCUAGCAACCUCAGACGCUAGUGUUGUUAUACAGCAAGCUCUCCCAUCGCCAACAUCUAGCUCUGUAAUUACCCAAGUCCCAUCCUCUAAUAGACCAAUAGUUCCAGUCUCUGGAACUUUUCCUGUACUCUUUCAGCUGCCUAAUGGACAAACCAUGCCCGUCGCAAUCCCAGCAACCAUCGCAUCUAGUGUACAUAUUCCAACCGCAAUUCCUCUUGUCAGACCCGUCUCCGUAGUGCCUAACGUCCCUGGGAUCCCUGGACCGCCCUCGCCUCAAGCCGUCCAAUCAGAAGCUAAGCUGAAGCUGAAGGCAGUACUAAGCCAGCAGCUCCCUCAGGUAACCAAUGGAGAUUCUGGUGAUGUCCAGAGCAGUGCUGUGACCCACACUGCAGCCCCGGCCCUGGCCCCUUCCCCAUCUCUGUCUCCUGGCCCUCCCCCGGCCCCGCCUGAGGAACCCUGCCCCCAGACCCUCCAGCAGCCUGCCACCUCCACCACUGAGACGCCUGCGUCUAAGGCGCACCCUGCCCAGCACACAGGGGGCCGGCGGCGCAGAGCCACCAGCGAGGACCCGGACGAGAAGAGGCGCAAGUUCCUGGAACGCAACCGAGCGGCGGCGUCCCGCUGCAGACAGAAGAGGAAGGUCUGGGUGUCUUCGCUGGAGAAGAAGGCUGAGGACCUCAACUCUAUGAACGGACAACUACAGAGUGAAGUCACCCUGCUGAGAAAUGAAGUGGCUCGGCUGAAGCAGCUUCUUCUGGCUCAUAAAGAUUGCCCUGUAACCGCCAUGCAGAAGAAAUCUGCCUUUCACACAUCUGAGAAGGAAGACAGCUGUGAGGAGAUGUCAGUCCCAGGCAGCCCCCAGAACGAGGCCAUCCAGCACAGCUCCGUCAGCACCUCCAACGGAGUCAGCUCCUCCUCCAUGACCCCUGCUGCCUCCGCCCCUGCCACAGCAGACCAGAGCACAGAGGAUGGCCAGGCACAGCGGGGCGCUGCCCUGUCCACCAGCCAGACUCAGCCCUCAGGAAGCUGAUCAGCCCCAUCGCACCGCAGGCAGUGGCCCAGCCUCGCUGCUGCCUCUGUAGGGGAAAGGAACUCUCACUCAGCUUCGGUUUGGACUAUACUGUCUUUGCUCAUUGUUUGGUUUCUGUUUCUUUCGUUUUUCUUGGAAUGCAAUGUAAUGGUUUGUUGGAAAUUGGUAAAGAUGCAAAAGAAGGCCCUUUACGAAUGGUUUGAAGAUUGAAAUGAUUGUCUUAUUUCCUCCUCGUUUUCUAGUCAUUUGAUUGAUUUAUUGACUGUACAUAAGUCCUUUUUGUUUUGGACCUCUGUGAACUUUGAAGUUGUAACGAUUUGAAUCAGUGCAUUGUCAAUGAGACCUUACCAAAGUGUGUUGUGGCUCACUUGGAAUGUAUUUGUUUUUAAUGGGCUUUUAUAUCUUUAUUUUAUGGUGAGAAGACGUAAGGAGCAGACACUUUAAUUGUUUUGCCUUUUUCAUUUUGCACAUAACAGAUGAAGGGUUUAACUUUUUAGUGUUUUUGAUUGUUCCAAUAAGAUGUACUGGCAGCUUUUUAAGGUAGAUUUUAAUACCUGUCUCGUUACAAAACUUCAACGGUUGAAGCAGAUUUGAAGUGACAACAUUUAUGUGAGUGAUUUAGUUUGGCUACGUCUGCCGGUAGCAUGAUGUGGUUUAAAUGUUCAGAGUUGCCUGCACUUGUAAAAUAGGAGCUUGGGUCGAAUUCUAUGUGCUUUCUUUGACCAACAUUCCAUUUGUAGUUUGAUUGUUUCAUGAACCAGUGAUUGUAGGAUUGCAGUACAUCUUACAUUACAUAAACAUGUUGACUCAACCAUGUGCCAUUAAUUUUAUCCCACAGAUUGAUUUGUGAUUAGAAUUAUGAGUGUUACCAUGUACAUCAUUUCUUGGUAUAGGAGAUCUGUUUCUUCUGAAUAAUGUUUCUGCUUACUAAGUGACUUGCCCAUUGCUUUGAUGUUUGACUCUGAACACUUGAGGAAAUAUUCAAGUGACUUAAGAAUAGGACCUUUUUUAGGAAACAUUGUAAAUAACAUCAUUACUGACACAUUGUGGUUUUUCCAGAUGUCAUACUUUUUUAAAACGUGUAUUAGAGUCCUAAUAAGUUUUAUUUGUAUUAAAUAAAUAUCAACUUGAGGAACCUUUACUGGCCUCCAACCUAAAACGAAGGCUCUGUUUGCCUUGCGUAGUAGUACAGUACCUUUGAAAACACUAAUAGAAUCACAUACUGCGCCAGAAACUAAAUGAGGAAUCAAUGAUGUAUGUGUAUGUUGAUCUUAUACUGCUUUUAAGGCUAGUGAUAUUUUAGAAAAUAGUUGUAGUUUGCAAAUCAUACAAUUAUUAUUUCGUAUCAAAUUGCCUUUAAUCUUUAAAUGUAUUGGCUUACUACUGUGUAGUUUAACGAGACACUACUGCAUUUUGUUUCAGAUAUCAUUUGUUCCUUUUUAUUUAACAGGUUUUAUUGUACUGUCACUUAUAUGCUCUCAGCAUGAUUUCAAUAAUUCUCUGAGAGAAUUAAACUGAUAUUUAAUAAUGUCUCAGUCAAAUAAGUAACAUUGAACAUGUUUCACCUUGAGUUAUAACUAGCUGGUCUUAGGUUUAUGAAAGGUUUUGUAAAUUGUUUUACCCCGGCUUAACUGCUUAAAAGGGGUGUGAUAUUGUGUUGACAGUAAACUUGUAACUUGUGAAAGUUAUGUAUAAAGUACAGUAUCCUAAAUUAAUAAGACGUAAUAAAUCUUCUAUCUCUUUAAAUCCA
This is a messenger RNA of Salvelinus fontinalis (brook trout), 4247 nucleotides long. RefSeq names its product activating transcription factor 2 (gene atf2). The transcript has 12 exons. Gene Ontology annotation, biological process: regulation of transcription by RNA polymerase II. Gene Ontology annotation, molecular function: cAMP response element binding; DNA-binding transcription factor activity, RNA polymerase II-specific. The record is from RefSeq and is a predicted model, not a curated record. Bases 998 to 2497 code for a protein of 499 amino acids. Lineage: Eukaryota; Metazoa; Chordata; Actinopteri; Salmoniformes; Salmonidae.